Tetrahymena thermophila SB210 is the source of this 1335-nucleotide messenger RNA. Its product is annotated as actin. The record is from RefSeq and is a predicted model, not a curated record. Gene Ontology annotation, cellular component: SWI/SNF complex; NuA4 histone acetyltransferase complex. The transcript is spliced from 4 exons. Gene Ontology annotation, biological process: regulation of transcription by RNA polymerase II. NCBI's taxonomy places the organism in Eukaryota, Ciliophora, Oligohymenophorea, Hymenostomatida, Tetrahymenidae. Gene Ontology annotation, molecular function: chromatin binding.
AUGUUCACAGAAGAUAUUACAGCAAUUGUUGUUGAUCCUGGUAGUUUAUCUAUUAGAGCAGGUUAUUCAGGUGAAGAUACUCCCAGACUCGUCAUGCCAUCUCAAGUUGGUGUGAGAGAGGAGAUUAAGGUUCCAGAUUAGAGUUAAUUAUUAAAGGAUGAAGAUGGUAAUAUAAUUAAUGCAGAAUAAAAUAAGAUGAUAGAAGAAAAUAAGUCUGAUGAUAAAUUCAAGAACUAUUAUGUAGGAGAAAGUAACUUAAAAAUCAGGAGAGAUAACAUGGAAGUUGUUUCAUCUUACAUGAAUGGUGAAGUUAAGGAUUGGGAUGCUUUCGAAAAGCUUCUCUUAGAUGUUUAUGAAAAUUAAAUCCGUGUUCAACCUUCAGAAUAUUGUUUACUAAUUAGUGAAUCUUCCCUACAUAAUUAAAGGUAGAGAGAAAAAAUUUGUUAAUUAGCUUUUGAAUCUCUCAAAGUUCCUAACUUUUUCAUUGUCAAAAGCGGUGUCCUUUCUUGUUUUUCUUCAGGACGUUCUACAGCUUUAGUUUUGGAUACAGGUGCUUACAGUACAUAUGCAGUACCUGUACAUGAUGGUUAUGUACUAUAAAAGAGUGUUCGUAAGUUUGAUAUUGGUGGUGAAUUCUUAACUGAAAAAAUUUUGAACAACUUGUAAAAGGAAUAAAAUACUCGUGUAUAUCCUAGAUACUGUUUGCAAUUUGCCAAAGAGGGCCCUAAAAAAAUUGAUAAGUACUUAGAAUUCCCAGAUACUCAUUCUUCAUAUGAAAAGUUUUGCCAAUUAGAAAUCGCUAGAGACAUCAAAGAAUAAAUUUGUAGAGUAGAUGAUAGAGGGUUGACAUUUGGGGAAAUGUAAUUAGAAAGAGCUGGAUAUGAACUCCCUGAUGGAAAUUUUGUAGAAUUUGAUACUGCCAGAUCUAAGUAUUCUGAAUUUUUCUUUGCACCUUAUGAGACUCUUUAACAACAAUAAGAAAACGAAAUAAGUUAAGAUUUAUUAGGAUUUAGAGGUAUGCAUCAUAUGGUUCUUGAAUCAAUCAAUUAUUGUGAUAUUGAUAUAAAGAGAUAACUUUUUAAUAAUAUUAUAUUAACUGGUGGUAAUUCAUUGCUUUCUGGAUUUAGUUCUAGAUUAUAGACUAAACUCAAUGAAAUAUCUCCUCCUAACUCCAAAAUAAAAAUGAUAGCAUAUCCUGCUACCACUGAAAGAAAAUUCUCAUCUUGGAUUGGUGGCUCUAUUCUUGCUUCCUUGGGUUCAUUCUAAUCUCUCUGGAUAGGAAAAUAAGAAUAUCAAGAUAAUGGAGAAUAUAUCGUUGAAAAGAAAUGUCCAUGA